AUGAAUUUUGACCAGAAGGCUGUGAAAUUCCUGGCAAAUUUUUACAUCAAUGGAGGCAAACACUGGACUCGGGGGCCUCUGAGUCAGCAACCUUUUCAUCCCACGCAGCCGGAGGCUGCUGUUCUAUGGUGGGACCAGGAGCUUGAGGCAGCCUGGGAUGAGAUGUGGUCCCCAAAGACGAAGAGGGCCCCAAGUGGCUUCAGAAUGGGUGCCCCCAAAGAGUCCCCAGGUUUCAGCACAGGGACCCUGAAGGAGCUGUUGCUGGAACGACGCCCUCCGAUCCUGACCGACCUGGAUGUCCCUGGUCCCACCGCGUACGAGGUGCCCAGUGCGUCUCUGCGGGAGUCCUCUCCACAUCCCCAUUACAGCAUGGGCCGCAAGUACCCUGGCCGAGAGGGUGGUGGCCGCAGGGCAUGGCAGACCUUGUGGUUCCAAAGUGAAAGUCCCUUCAUACAGAAGACCGACUUCAACCAAGAGCGAAAGUGGCCAUCACCCGCCGAGUACAGGCCUCUGAGCCAGCCUGCCUUCCCGGCCUUCAGCUUUGGACGCCGACGCCGCUCCUCUGUCAAGAUACCAGAAAGUCAUUCACGUCCAGGGAUGCUUCGAGCCCGAGGUCCUUCUACCUAUGUUCCACUCUCGACUGCCUCACAACCCUCUGGCGAGAAGCGACCCAGCCCUAACACCUAUAACAUCCUUCCUGGGUUCCGUAUGCAGAGCACUCGUUCGCCUGCCUUCUCCAUGAGUCGCUCUCCAGCGUUUGCCUCCUGGGCCAGCUCCUCCCGAACCCCAGGUCCGGCUGCAUACUACGUGGAAGACUGCUACAAUUCCCGCUUCCCAUCUCCGCCUGGAGUAGUCAUCCAAGGAGUGCGCAGACCCAAGCGUCACGACACAGGCCCCUUCUGCACACUGUAG
This is a messenger RNA of Arvicola amphibius (Eurasian water vole), 912 nucleotides long. It is a transcript of the gene Stpg3, whose product is annotated as sperm-tail PG-rich repeat containing 3. Bases 1 to 912 code for a protein of 303 amino acids. NCBI's taxonomy places the organism in Eukaryota, Metazoa, Chordata, Mammalia, Rodentia, Cricetidae. The transcript has 6 exons. The record is from RefSeq and is a predicted model, not a curated record.